AUGUUGGCUCGUCAAUUUUUUCGCACAAAGGCCAUUGUUGCCCCUCGCAUGGUUUCUAGAACCAUGGCCUCCAAGGCCUUUGUUAAAUACAACUGGGAAGACCCUUUGAACCUUGAAAAGCUGUUGACCGAAGACGAGAUCUUUGUUCGUGAUGCCGCCAGAAGUUAUUGUCAGGAACGUCUCUUGCCCAGAGUUAUUGAUGCCUAUCGUAAUGAGAAAUUCGACCGUGAGAUCAUGUCAGAGAUGGGUGAACUUGGUUUUUUGGGUUCCACUAUUGAUGGUUAUGGUUGCGCUGGUGUUUCAUCUGUUGCUUAUGGUUUAACUGCUCGCGAAGUUGAAAAUGUCGACUCUGGAUACAGAUCUGCAAUGUCAGUCCAAUCUUCUCUGGUCAUGCAUCCCAUCUAUGCUUAUGGUACUGAUGCUCAAAAGGACAAGUAUCUCCCUCGUUUAGCCAAGGGUGAAAUUGUUGGUUGUUUUGGCUUGACUGAACCUAACCAUGGUUCUGAUCCCAGCAGCAUGGAAACCACCGCAAAGAAGGUGAACGGACACUAUGUGAUCAAUGGCUCAAAGACCUGGAUCACCAACUCUCCCAUUGCUGAUGUAUUUGUUGUUUGGGCCAAGAACUUGGAUGAAGGAGGUGCUAUUCGUGGUUUCAUCCUCGAGAAGGGUAUGGCUGGAUUAGAUGCUCCUGCUAUUAAGGGUAAAUUCUCAUUGAGAGCUUCGAUCACUGGUAUGAUCAUGAUGGACAAUGUUGAGAUCCCUGUUGAAAACAUGCUGCCUAAUGCAAAGGGUCUCGGUGGACCAUUUGGUUGUCUCAACAACGCUCGUUAUGGUAUUGCUUGGGGUGCUCUUGGUGCUGCUGAAGCUUGUUUGGAGCAAGCUCGUACUUACACAUUGGAUCGCAAGCAAUUCGGCCGCCCCUUGGCUGCUAAUCAAUUGAUCCAAAAGAAGUUGGCUGAUGCCAACACGGAAAUCGCCUUGGGAUUGCAAGCAUGUGUUCAAGUUGGCCGUCUUAAGGAUAGCGGUGAGCUUGCCCCUGAAAUGAUUUCCAUGAUCAAGCGUAACUCUUGCGGUAAGGCUCUCGCCAUUGCUCGUGAAUGUCGUGAUAUGUUGGGCGGUAACGGUAUCUCUGACGAAUACCAUAUCAUCCGUCAUGCUGCCAAUUUAGAGGCUGUAAAUACUUAUGAAGGUACUCACGAUGUUCAUGCUUUGAUUCUUGGUAAGGCUAUUACUGGAAUUCCUGCCUUUGCUAAUUAG
Mucor velutinosus is the source of this 1257-nucleotide messenger RNA. RefSeq lists its product as uncharacterized. The transcript is spliced from 4 exons. The record is from RefSeq and is a predicted model, not a curated record. NCBI's taxonomy places the organism in Eukaryota, Fungi, Mucoromycota, Mucoromycetes, Mucorales, Mucoraceae. Gene Ontology annotation, biological process: fatty-acyl-CoA biosynthetic process; fatty acid beta-oxidation using acyl-CoA dehydrogenase. Gene Ontology annotation, molecular function: flavin adenine dinucleotide binding; fatty-acyl-CoA binding; glutaryl-CoA dehydrogenase activity. Gene Ontology annotation, cellular component: mitochondrial inner membrane. The coding region runs from base 1 to 1257 and encodes 418 amino acids.